AUGUCUACGUUUUCGAAAUCAGGGUUCAAAUCACUCAAUUACAAUUCAUUUCGGCCACAGUAUCCUCCACCCUUCUACCAACUUUUGCUCGACUACACAGGUAAAACGAGAAUUCCUCAUGCCAUUGACUUAGGAUGUGGGACAGGCGUGGCUUCAUUCCCGUUGUUGAACUUCUGUGACAAAGUUGUGGGCUUAGACUUGUCUCCUCUGAUGAUUUCUGGUGCAAACAAACUUAAGCAGAAUCGGUUGCAAGAAAUGGGCAUAACAGACGAAUCUCGCAUCAAUUUCGAGGUGGCCGCUGUUGAAGAAUACAAAGCUCCACCCGAAAGCUCAGAUUUGAUUGUAGCCGCAGAGUGUAUUCAUUGGUUCAAAGACUACGAUACAUUUUUCACUGCUGCCGCAAAGCAGUUACGUCCGGGUGCGACACUCGCUUACUGGUAUUAUGUGGACCCGUUGAUUGUAGACUUCAAUGGACCCUCGUCCCUGAAUUUGUCGAAACAGGACAUAUUGAUCAACGUUAUGGAUGCUUACGAUCUUAUGGUCUACAGGGAUGAGUCGCUUCUCGGCCCUCAUUGGGAACAGCCUGGUCGCUCGAUUUUGCAAGGUUUCCUAACUGAGGUGGACAAACAUAUCCCUCGAGAAUUAUUCACAGACAUCAAGAUUCGAAAAUACAUGCCUGGCUCCUUGAAUACCUACCGGAAUGAUGAUUUACAACUAGUUCGUAAGGACAUUUCCCUUCUCGACUACACAAAGUACAUCUCGACCUAUAGCUCUUACCAUAACUAUGAUGAGGCCACCGGCAAAGGAGAGGAGCUUUUGGACAACUUCUUGAGGAAGCUUGAAAAUGAAUUUGGCUGGGACAGAAACAAUACAACAUUGACUCUUGAGUGGUACGCGGGAUACACGUUUAUGAAGAAAAGGUAA
Messenger RNA from Metschnikowia bicuspidata var. bicuspidata NRRL YB-4993, 924 nucleotides. RefSeq lists its product as uncharacterized. The transcript has a single exon. The record is from RefSeq and is a predicted model, not a curated record. Bases 1 to 924 code for a protein of 307 amino acids. Gene Ontology annotation, molecular function: S-adenosylmethionine-dependent methyltransferase activity. Lineage: Eukaryota; Fungi; Ascomycota; Pichiomycetes; Serinales; Metschnikowiaceae.